GAUUUAGAUGGCUCUAUCAGACAUCCUAGAUUCUAGCAACAGCCUAUUCCUGCAAUGCAAACUAGGCUGGUCAAAUUUGGAAUCACAAGCAACUACUUGCCAGUUCCACCACAUUUGCUCUCUCUAAGAAAAGAACAUCUUGCCAUGGACACAGAUUCCAACUUCGGCUGGAAGUCAUUCUUUAGGGAUUGAAAUGGAAAUUCCCCCUCCCCCUCUUUUUCACUCAUUCUUCCACAGAUCCAAGUAGGACAAAGGAUAAAAAAAAGAAAACACCACGCGGAAAGUGCAGGUUUGGUGUGUCUGCUCUGUAUCAUAGUAAAGAAUGAGUAAGCACAGUUUCAGGGUCUGUUUCUUUUUCAGUAGAAGAUUCAGGACAAAUGCAGCAGAAGCACCAGAAGAUGUGAAGAUGAUGUUCAAUAAAUACUCAAAACAUGGCACAAUGAACAUUGAUCAAUUGCGGACGUUUUUGGAAGAGAUUCAAGGAGAAACAUCUGAGACAAAAGCUGAGGACAUCUUCAACAGUCUCAAGCACCUCAACAUCUUUCAGAGAAGAGGCCUUUAUCUCGAAGAUUUCUUCCGCUAUCUUCUUGGAGACCUUAAUCUUGCUUUCCCGCACUGCCAAGGGGUUUAUCAGGAUAUGGGAGCCCCAUUGUCUCACUACUACAUAUUUACAGGCCACAAUUCCUACUUAACAGGGAAUCAACUGUAUAGUAAAAGCAGUGUGACUCCUAUCAUAAGGGCUCUAAAAAGAGGAGUAAGAGCAAUUGAGUUGGACUUGUGGCCUACAUCAAAGAAUAAUGGCAUUGAGGUUCGUCAUGGACGGACACUCACAUCUCCUGUGUCACUCAUCAAAUGCCUGCGGGCAAUUAAAGAUCAUGCCUUUACUGCUUCUGAGUAUCCUGUAGUGAUAACUUUUGAAGACCAUCUCAACCCAGAACUUCGAAAAGAAGUGGCCAAGAUGGUUAAUGAAACAUUUGAGGAUAUGCUUUACGUUCCUGAAUUGGAAGACUUGAAUAAACUCCGAUCCCCAGAGUCACUAAAGAAAAGGGUUCUGAUUUCUGCCAAACCACCAAAAAACAAAAAGGGUGAGAGCACAAAGGAAAAGCCAUCAACGGAUAAGCAAAGAGACAUUGCCGAUGAUGACAUUUGGGGCAGUGUAAGGCCACAAGAAGAUGUGGAUGAGGAUGACCUGGAGGAGGAUGAAGAUGAGGACGUUGCUGUUCCAGAAUACAGGAAAUUGAUUGCCAUUCAUGCAAAGAAGAAGAAACCUGGAUUAAAUCUCCAGGCUUUCCUUAAUGAUACAGAAAGUGUUUCAAGAUUUAGUCUGAGUGAACAAGCACUUGAAAAGGCUACAAAAGACUAUGGGCGUGAUAUUAUCAGGUUUACACAAAGGAAUUUGCUGAGAGUGUACCCAAAAGGCUUAAGAUUAGACUCAUCUAAUUACAAUCCUAUGCUUGGCUGGACUCACGGGGCUCAAAUGGUUGCCUUUAAUAUGCAGGGAUACGGGAAAUACUUGUGGAUCAUGCAAGGAAUGUUCAGAGGCAAUGGCGGUUGUGGCUAUAUUAAAAAACCCGAUUUCUUGUUGAAUAACCUAGAUCAUAAGCCUUCUAAUUCCAGAUCAUCAUCUUCGACUAUGAUCAGACGUUUAACGAUAAAGGUAUACAUGGGAGAAGGAUGGAAUUCGGAAUUCGGUCUCUCACAUUUCGAUUUCUAUUCGCCUCCAGACUUAUACGUACAGAUUGGAAUCGUCGGAGUCCGAGAUGAUACAACAACGGAAAGAACAGCCACGAUCCAAGACCAGUGGGUACCUGUUUGGAACGCGAAGUUCAGUUUCUCAAUAAGCACUCCUGAACUGGCUUUGCUAAGAGUUAUAGUUCGUGAUCACGAUACCUCUGGUAAAGAUGACUUCGCCGGCCAGACAUGUCUGCCGGUGAAAGAGCUCCGAUCAGGAAUCCGCGCAGUUCCAUUAUACAGUAAGAGGGGAGAGAAAUACAAACAUGUGAAGCUCCUCAUGAGUUUCGAAUUUGAAUAA
Cucurbita moschata (crookneck pumpkin) is the source of this 2032-nucleotide messenger RNA. Its product is annotated as phosphoinositide phospholipase C 2-like. The transcript is spliced from 9 exons. Gene Ontology annotation, biological process: phosphatidylinositol-mediated signaling; lipid metabolic process. Bases 323 to 2032 code for a protein of 569 amino acids. Lineage: Eukaryota; Viridiplantae; Streptophyta; Magnoliopsida; Cucurbitales; Cucurbitaceae. Gene Ontology annotation, molecular function: phosphatidylinositol-4,5-bisphosphate phospholipase C activity. The record is from RefSeq and is a predicted model, not a curated record.